Messenger RNA from Mesoplodon densirostris (Blainville's beaked whale), 1324 nucleotides. RefSeq names its product RAB13, member RAS oncogene family (gene RAB13). The transcript is spliced from 8 exons. Gene Ontology annotation, molecular function: GTP binding; GTPase activity. Bases 122 to 721 code for a protein of 199 amino acids. The record is from RefSeq and is a predicted model, not a curated record. Gene Ontology annotation, cellular component: synaptic vesicle; trans-Golgi network transport vesicle; endosome. NCBI's taxonomy places the organism in Eukaryota, Metazoa, Chordata, Mammalia, Artiodactyla, Ziphiidae. Gene Ontology annotation, biological process: protein secretion; regulation of exocytosis; protein localization to plasma membrane.
CGGAGAGGGAGGAAAACUUCCUGGCCUGGGCUCCGGGGCCGCUCUGUUUGCCAACCCUCCAAUCCCGCCUACCAGUGCACGGCGCUUCCCCACCCCUCUCCCGGCACCCCCAGUGUCCGCCAUGGCCAAAGCCUACGACCACCUCUUCAAGUUGCUGCUGAUCGGGGACUCAGGGGUGGGCAAGACUUGUCUGAUCAUUCGCUUUGCAGAGGACAACUUCAACAACACUUACAUCUCCACCAUCGGAAUUGAUUUCAAGAUCCGCACUGUGGAUAUAGAGGGGAAAAAGAUCAAACUGCAAGUCUGGGACACAGCUGGCCAAGAGCGAUUCAAGACGAUAACUACUGCCUAUUACCGUGGAGCCAUGGGCAUUAUCCUAGUAUAUGACAUCACAGAUGAGAAAUCCUUCGAGAAUAUUCAGAACUGGAUGAAGAGCAUCAAAGAGAAUGCCUCGGCUGGGGUAGAGCGCCUCUUACUGGGGAACAAGUGUGAUAUGGAGGCCAAGAGGAAGGUCCAGAAGGAGCAGGCUGAUAAGUUGGCUCGGGAGCAUGGAAUCCGAUUUUUUGAGACAAGUGCUAAAUCCAGCAUGAAUGUAGAUGAGGCUUUCAGUUCCCUGGCCCGGGACAUCUUGCUCAAGUCAGGAGGCCGGAGAUCAGUGAGUUGGUUCUGCUGGGCUAAGUACAACUGUGCAUGGAAACAGCAACAAGCCCCCCAGCACUGACCUGAAAACGUGUGACAAGAAGAACACCAACAAGUGCUCGCUGGGCUGAAGACUCCCCUUCUGCCUCUCCGCCCUAAGCCUGGAGGCCGAACCUGAGGGAGGCAGGGCUGAGGGGCUGGGCAGGGGAGAAGUAGCACGUGGGGCUUGGAGGGCUAGAGCUGGGUAGAUGGUGGAAGAAUGGGGAGAAUAUGGAGGAGAAAAAAAGGAAGGAGUGAGGAGGAAAGAGGAAAAGAAGGAGGUAGACUAGAGAGGGAAGGAGAGGCAAGAAGAAGGGAAAGAAUCGAGAAAGUGAAAGAAGGUGAAAAGGAGGUAGGAAGAGAGGGAGGAGGAAAGGAAGGAUAGAUGGCCCUAAGCCUCAGACCUUCUCUGGGUUUCCAGGGCAAAUAUAAAUGUAAAUAAAUAAUUGAUUUAUUCUGUUACUGGAGCAGGCUUUAGGGUCCUGUGAGAGGCUGGCUCAGCACCACCUGAAGGUUUGGUCCUGUCACUCUGCAUGGUCUUUCUCAGCAUUAAAGGCCACCAUUUGCACAAAUGUCCCGGGUUUGGGUAACUUUCAUCAUUGUCAGAAUUGCUCUCUACUCAUAAACCUAAUUCUUGUCUCUCUGA